CUGGACCAUCUCCUGGCCACCCGACAAACCACGCAUCACCUCUACGACCACCACGCGUGUCGUUCAGCACGAAUCAGCAACGACCAUGGCGGCCUACUUCCGACGAAGAGCAGGGCUUGGACGCCGGCGUGACGGCUGAGCGCCCACCGAUACCGAGCGCUCUGCAGCAAGCCAACGAACCUGACACCACGCCGUUGCCAGCUCUCUCUAUGAUCGUUCUUUCCAUUAUAAUGUUGGGAGAGUUCCUAUCCGCGAAUGUCUCAACUCCGUUCCUCCUCUUCAUGGUGAAAGGUUUUGGCGAGUUCUCUGACGAAGCGGAAGCAGCAUACAUGACUGGAGUCCUAGUAUCCAUGUUUUUCCUUACCCAGUUCCUCACAUCAUUGCUUUGGGCGACUGUUGCUGAGCGAUACGGCCAGCGAGCUGUCAUGUUCGUGUCUUUGCUUGGCACUGCUGCUACCUGUGUCAUAUUCGGCACAGCGACUUCAUUUAAGGAAGCUGUGGCGAUAAGGCUCAUGCAAGGAGUAUUCGCGGGCGCUAUUGGCGUAGCUCGAGGCUCCGUCACCUUCAUCACGGACGCUUCCAACGAAGGUCGUGCAUAUGCCAUUCUCGGCUUCUGCUGGGGUUUCGGUGGUGUGGCAGGCGCCAUUAUUGGUGGGGCCUUCGAAACGCCUGCUAAGAAGUGGCCUGGAAUUUUUGAAAAGACAAUCUUCGUCAAUUAUCCGUAUUUGCUGCCCACGGCCAUCGCGUCCUCGAUAACGUUGACCGGUGCAAUCUUGACCUGUUUCCUCGGACCUGACGGUGGUCCUCGUCAAGGAGCUAUCAAACUGCCGGAGAAGGACGAAAACCGGCCCGCUACCAUUCCGGAAGAGGAGGAGGAUUCGGCUCCGAGCGUCAUCCUUGAAAGCAGCCCCAGAAAAUCCAUCUAUGGCUCUCUCCGCAAGAAGGUUUCUGGCUACUUCGGAAAGCCGUCUCAAGAUCCAGGCGAAGACGUUGCAACUCCACCUGUACCUAUGGCUGUCCCAGUGCCUCGUGUGCGGUCCGUCUCCCGCAGCAAAGCCGAUGGUUCCGCAUAUGGCUACGGGUCUGCUUACAAUAGGCGGUUUUCCAACAAUUUCGCUGCGGCCUCCUACCGGCGUGGUAGUGUGGCCCAGUCGCUCAUGCGCCGUAGAGGUAGCAACGCUGGAGACCUCAGGGCGUCGUUCGUGACCGAAACAGGCGAUCUUAACUUCGCGCAGCGUCUUGUGUUGGCAAAUGAGAAUGCUGUCACGAACAUUGCCGAUUUGUGGGUGGCGGCUGCGAUGAACGUCGACAACGAAGAGGUGUUUGAAUCGGACGAUGAUGAAGGCGCUGCCGAACCCGGCUUGUUGGGUGAGCUGGACGAGGAUGCUAUCGCGGAUACGCCCGGGUCGGCGACGUCCACACCAGCGAAGGACAGGCGGGCAUCGAGCAGCGUUACUACCACGCCAACCCGCGACUCUCGCGGUCUGGGCAAGCGACCGUCGAACCUCGGUGUCGGCUUCCGCAGGAAUCGGUUCAGCACGGUGUCGCCGCGUAGACCGUCUAAUUCGGCGGCGCGGAUCGCGUCUCUCUCCGCUCAGUCACCCGACGAGCUGCCCGUCGGCACCCUCUCUGCUCGCCGUGCAUCCAACGUCCCUUCCAUCUUCGCCCACUCUGGUCUCAAGACCCCUCCGGCUGUCAUGGAGCAGCAAUACCAACCCUUUGGGACGCCAUUUGAAGAUGAUACGCCUUCAGGUCCGGCGCCGGCCUCGGACUCUCUUGCUGCCAUUGCGGAAUCAAGGAGGACGUCCGUGACGAUGACGCGCCCUGCAAGUGAGGUGGAGUCGGUGUCGGAGAAAGCGCCGUCGUUGAUGUCGAUGCUGCCUAUCAUGAUGAUCGCGCAGUACGGGUUGCUUGCGUUACAUAGCACGACGCACGAUCAGGUGUUCUACUCUUACCUCGUUUCAAAAUACGAGGCUGGCGGCUUGAACCUCAAUCCGGGGCACUUUUCUCAACUCAUCGCGCUCAUGAGUUUGGCACAGAUCCUGUUCCAGUUCUACUUUUAUCCUAACAUUGGACCUCCCCGCGGGCGGUUCUCCCACCUGUCCAUGUUCAGACUUGGCUCGCUGCUGUUCAUCCCGGCGUACCUUUCUGUGACCGUAUACCGCGCCUUCGCGAGUCCGGACUCGACAGGCAACCUGUUCGUUAUGGCUGGCUUGGCGAUCAGCACGUCAAUUAGGUUCUGCGGCUCCACCUUCGCUUACACCGCCGUCUCCAUCCUCUUAAACUACAUGUCGCCGCCGCCGGUGGUCGGCUUUGCCAACGGCAUAGCGCAGAGCAUCGUCAGCCUUGCCCGUUUCCUCGGACCUAUUUUUGGCGGUUAUCUCUGGUCAGUCAGCGUAGACGGCGACCCAAACGGGUACUCGCUCGGCUUCAUCGUUGUCUCCGGCGUCUGUGCCGCCGCCAUCGCACACAGCUUCUUUAUACGCUAAAGCUAUUGCGCUCACCAUACGUAAGGAUACACUAUUCGGGGUGCAUAUUCAAGGACGGACCUGAUGUAGAAUAUCUUGCAUUGUUCGU
Molecule: messenger RNA, 2577 nt
Organism: Punctularia strigosozonata HHB-11173 SS5
Lineage: Eukaryota; Fungi; Basidiomycota; Agaricomycetes; Corticiales; Punctulariaceae
Product: major facilitator MFS-1
Exons: 15
Coding region: 210-2489 (759 amino acids)
Biological process (GO): transmembrane transport
Cellular component (GO): brush border membrane
Molecular function (GO): transmembrane transporter activity
Source: RefSeq, a predicted model, not a curated record